This is a messenger RNA of Colletotrichum graminicola M1.001, 2337 nucleotides long. RefSeq names its product myb-like DNA-binding domain-containing protein. The record is from RefSeq and is a predicted model, not a curated record. The transcript is spliced from 2 exons. The coding region runs from base 1 to 2337 and encodes 778 amino acids. Lineage: Eukaryota; Fungi; Ascomycota; Sordariomycetes; Glomerellales; Glomerellaceae. Gene Ontology annotation, biological process: mRNA splicing, via spliceosome. Gene Ontology annotation, cellular component: spliceosomal complex; Prp19 complex.
AUGGGUGUCGUCAAAGGAGGAGUCUGGACCAACAUUGAGGAUGAAAUCCUCAAGGCUUCCGUCUCCAAGUACGGCCUGAACCAGUGGGCGCGUGUCUCAUCGCUGCUCGCGCGCAAGACCCCGAAGCAGUGCAAGGCAAGAUGGAAUGAGUGGCUGGACCCGAGUAUCAAAAAGACCGAAUGGAGCAAGGAGGAAGAUGAAAAGCUUCUUCACCUCGCCAAGCUUAUGCCCACCCAGUGGCGCACUAUUGCACCUGCCGUCGGACGAACCGCCAACCAAUGUCUCGAACGAUACCAAAAGCUCCUGGACGAGGCCGAAGCUAGAGAGGCUGGCCAGUUCGGCCUCACUGGAAUCGAAGGUGGCGAGGCUUCGGCACCAAGCGCCGACGACGUAAGAAGAUUACGCCCCGGCGAAGUCGACCCGGAUCCAGAGAGCAAGCCUGCGCGCCCCGACACGAUCGAUCUCGACGAAGAUGAAAAGGAAAUGCUGAGCGAAGCGAGAGCGCGUCUUGCCAAUACACAGGGAAAGAAGGCAAAGAGAAAGGCUAGAGAACGUCAACAAGAGGAGUCGCGCCGUUUGGCCGCCCUCCAGAAGCGGCGUGAGCUCAAGACGGCAGGCAUCAACAUCAAAGUCGUCACGCGCAAGAAGGGCCAAAUGGACUACAAUGCCGACAUACCUUUCGAGAAGAAGGCUGCUCCGGGCUUCUACGACACCGGAGAGGAACAGGUUCGCAACGAGCACCAGCGCCAGGCUUUCGACCCAAGAAAACAACAACUUGCGAGCAAGCGCAAGGGCGAUGGCGACGAUGAUGGCGAGAGCAAGAGAAGAAAGAAGGAGAAGGACGCGCCCUCGGCUUCGUUCCAAGCCGCCGUAAAGGCUGGCCAGAUGCAGAAGAUCCGGGAGGCCGAGCAGAGCAGCAAGCGGAGAGCACUGAACCUUCCGGCUCCUCAGGUGAGCGAGGGCGAAUUGGAAGAAAUUGUCAAGAUGGGCAUGAUGGGUGAGAGGGCGAGCAUGAUGGCGCGCGAAUCCGAAAAUGACGCGACUCGGGGACUGGUCAGCGAGUACUCGACCCUGAACAACAAUGCACCCAUCCGAACACCCCGAGCCCCGGCGCAAGAAGAUCACAUUGCCAAUGAAAUCCGCAACAUUAGAGCCUUGACUAACACUCAGUCCUCGCUGCUGGGCGGAGAGAACACCCCUCUUCACGAAGGAUCCGAAUCCACAGGAUUUGACGGUGUUGCGCCUCGCAAGCAAGUCGUCGCAACACCAAACCCCCUGGCGACUCCAAUGCGUGCCAACGGCGUCGGCCAAACUCCCGCGCGAGCUGGACAGACUCCGAUGAGGACGCCCCGAGACAGUUUUUCAUUGAACGCCGACGGUAGCCAGGCCCUUGUCUCAGCAACACCCCAAGACAUUAAAACGCGAGAGUUGGCGUUGCGCAGCCAGCUGAAGCAAGGCCUGGCGUCUUUGCCCAAGCCCAAGGACAGUGAGUGGGAGCUCGAGCUUCCUGAAGACCAAAGAGAGGCCGCUGCCGGCGAGGACAUGCUUAUUGAAGACGCUGGUGAAAGGGAUCGCCGGGAACAGGAGUUUAGGGCGGCGCAGGAGGCUUUGGAGGCUCGGAGACGGACACAAGUCAUGCAAAGACAAUUGCCUCGACCAGUCAAAGUCGACGUGUCUGCCCUGCUGUCAACUGCAGAGACAAUUCAGGAUACCGCCCAACUUCUUAUUGCUAGAGAAGCUGCCGCCCUGGUCGCCAACGAUGCGAUCAAGUACCCCUUGCCCGGCUCAAAGGUCAGUGGGGUCCCUCCUCGCUUGGACACCAUCGCCGACGAUGAGCUUGCCGAGGCGCGUCUUCAGAUUUUGUCAGAGACAAGGCCGAAGCCCUCUUUUGCUGAGAUUCAGGCGUCCUUUGAGGGCCGUGGCAAGGAUUCUCUGCUCCUCGGUUUGGGAUGUUAUGGUGAUGACGAAGAGGAGGAGGAGGCAGCCAUGAAAGAAGCCUUCGACUCUAUGCAGGACUUAAUCGCCACCACCGCAGAGGAAGGCAUCAAGCUUGAGAAGACCUUGGGCGUGUAUUUGGGUGGAUAUCAGAAGCGACAGAAGAUGUUAAAAGACAAGAUUGGCGAGGCCGCCGAGGCGCUUGAGAAGGCGAACAACGCUCUUAGCGGUUUCAAGACGCUUGCUAUCUCGGAAGAGGUUGCGAUACAACGACGCCUGGGCGCAUUGAGAGACGAAGUCGGAUACGUCAGUAGAAGGGAACGUGAGGCGCAAGAACUGUAUCGCAAGACGAGGGAUGAGCUGGACGCCCUGCGAGCUAACAGCGUCAACGGGCGCGACUGA